This is a messenger RNA of Oncorhynchus keta (chum salmon), 2095 nucleotides long. RefSeq lists its product as uncharacterized. The record is from RefSeq and is a predicted model, not a curated record. Bases 39 to 1421 code for a protein of 460 amino acids. The transcript has 2 exons. NCBI's taxonomy places the organism in Eukaryota, Metazoa, Chordata, Actinopteri, Salmoniformes, Salmonidae.
ACCAAAGCAAGGCUGACUACGGUACUGUGUUAUUCUGUAUGUCUGAGGCGCUACCAUGGAACCAAAGCAAGGCUGACUACGGUACUGUGUCAUUCUGUAUGUCUGAGGCGCUACCAUGGAACCAAAGCAAGGCUGACUACGGUACUGUGUCAUUCUGUAUGUCUGAGGCGCUACCAUGGAACCAAAGCAAGGCUGACUACGGUACUGUGUCAUUCUGUAUGUCUGAGGCGCUACCAUGGAACCAAAGCAAGGCUGACUACGGUACUGUGUCAUUCUGUAUGUCUGAGGCGCUACCAUGGAACCAAAGCAAGGCUGAUUACGGUACUGUGUCAUUCUGUAUGUCUGAGGCGCUACCAUGGAACCAAAGCAAGGCUGAUUACGGUACUGUGUCAUUCUGUAUGUCUGAGGCGCUACCAUGGAACCAAAGCAAGGCUGACUACGGUACUGUGUCAUUCUGUAUGUCUGAGGCGCUACCAUGGAACCAAAGCAAGGCUGACUACGGUACUGUGUCAUUCUGUAUGUCUGAGGCGCUACCAUGGAACCAAAGCAAGGCUGACUACGGUACUGUGUCAUUCUGUAUGUCUGAGGCGCUACCAUGGAACCAAAGCAAGGCUGACUACAGUACUGUGUCAUUCUGUAUGUCUGAGGCGCUACCAUGGAACCAAAGCAAGGCUGACUACGGUACUGUGUCAUUCUGUAUGUCUGAGGCGCUACCAUGGAACCAAAGCAAGGCUGACUACAGUACUGUGUCAUUCUGUAUGUCUGAGGCGCUACCAUGGAACCAAAGCAAGGCUGACUACAGUACUGUGUCAUUCUGUAUGUCUGAGGCGCUACCAUGGAACCAAAGCAAGGCUGACUACAGUACUGUGUCAUUCUGUAUGUCUGAGGCGCUACCAUGGAACCAAAGCAAGGCUGACUACGGUACUGUGUCAUUCUGUAUGUCUGAGGCGCUACCAUGGAACCAAAGCAAGGCUGACUACGGUACUGUGUCAUUCUGUAUGUCUGAGGCGCUACCAUGGAACCAAAGCAAGGCUGACUACGGUACUGUGUCAUUCUGUAUGUCUGAGGCGCUACCAUGGAACCAAAGCAAGGCUGACUACGGUACUGUGUCAUUCUGUAUGUCUGAGGCGCUACCAUGGAACCAAAGCAAGGCUGACUACAGUACUGUGUCAUUCUGUAUGUCUGAGGCGCUACCAUGGAACCAAAGCAAGGCUGAUUACGGUACUGUGUCAUUCUGUAUGUCUGAGGCGCUACCAUGGAACCAAAGCAAGGCUGAUGGUGGUGAUGAUGAUACAAUCACACACAAUAAGAUGUGGCUAGGGGCCAUUGUUUGUCCGUCCCAUGGCUGUGCAGAGAGUGAGAGUUCACACACCAGCCAAAAAGUUGUGGUCAAGAUUCUCUCCAUGUCAGAGUGGCAUUGACUAAAAUACAAUAAAAUAGAAUACAGUAUAAACAUAUGAAAUGAGUAAAACAGUAUAUUCAUAAACAUUAUUAAAGUGACCAGGGAUUCUAUGUCUAUGUACAGUGCCUUUGAAAAGUAUUCAGACUCCUUGACUUUUUCCACAUUUUGCACAUAGAGUCUUAUUCUAAAAUGUAUCAAUUAAAUAAAAAUCCUCAGCAAUCUACACACAAUACUCCAUAAUGACAAAGCACAAACAUUUUUUUAAAAACAUUUUUGCAAAUGAACAACAGGAAAAAGACCUUGUGAAGAUGCUUGAGGAAACAGGUACAAAAGUGUCUAUAUCCACGGUAAAACGAGUCCUAUAUUGACAUAACCUGAAAGGCCGCUCAGCAAGAAAGAAGCCACUGCUCCAAAACUGCCAUAAAAAAAUCCAGACUACGGUUUGCAACUGCACAUGGGGACAAAGAUCGUACUUUUUGGAGAAAUGUCCUCUGGUCUGUUAAAACAAAAAUAGAACUGUUUGGCCAUAAUGACCAUUGUUAUGUUUGGAGUAAAAAGGGGGCUGCUUGCAAGCCGAAGAACAUCAUCCCAACUGUAAAUCACGGGGGUAGCAGCAUUAUGUUGUGGGGGUGCUUUGCUGCAGGAGGGACUGGUGCACUUCACAAAAUAGAUGGCUACAUGAUGAAGGAAAAU